Synchiropus splendidus (mandarinfish) is the source of this 1116-nucleotide messenger RNA. RefSeq names its product jupiter microtubule associated homolog 1-like. The transcript is spliced from 5 exons. The coding region runs from base 174 to 695 and encodes 173 amino acids. NCBI's taxonomy places the organism in Eukaryota, Metazoa, Chordata, Actinopteri, Syngnathiformes, Callionymidae. The record is from RefSeq and is a predicted model, not a curated record. Gene Ontology annotation, cellular component: nucleus.
GAGCCGUUGGUGGGUUGUCGCAACCGAACCAGGCGCAUCUGGUCGGCUCUUCAGUGUCGGGUGGAGUCCACAUCUCGUCGCAUCUCAGCGGAGAACCUUCCCACCUCAGCCUCAUUUUCUUCCCUCCUUAUUGACACCCUGUCGCCGAGAAGACACCGAAUUCCUCCUUGAAGAUGACGACGACCACCACCUUCCAGGGCGUGGAGCCCGGCGCGAAGAGCAGUUCCAGGGUGCUGCGGCCACCGGGUGGGGCCUCCAGUUUCAGCUUCGGCACAGACGAGGAGUCGACCCCUCAACGCAAGAACAAGAUGGCCUCCAGUAUCUUCGCAGAGCCCGAGGACCCUCAUGCUCACCGCAGGAACAAUCCACCCAGUCUCACAGGUGGAGCCGCAGCAGGGACCCUGUGUGGGGAGCCGUCGGCCCCCCUGCGGCGGUGCCAGCAGCCCAUUCUCUUCCCCAAGAACCCUCAGCCGGAGCUGACCACCAUCCACAACUCUGGGGCGGCGCUUGUCUGGAGCCAGAGACGAGAGGAGGAGAACGGCCAGGAACAAGCCAACGAUGAGUGUCCUGACAACGGGGACGAGGAGCAGCAGCAGGAGACGCCACAGCCGUCCGCCCCGUCGGGAAGUGCCAACAACGCCUCGGGCGGCCGGAGAAACCCCCCCGGCGGGAAGUCCAGCCUCAUCCUGGGUUGAAGCCACUCUCUGUCCAUCCGAACACUUUUUUUAUUUUUUAAAAGAUGAAUACCCAGCCACUCUCACUCUCUCCUCUGCCCUUCCUCCCUCCCACCCCUCUUUAUCUCUGUCCGUUCUUCACUCCUGUCGUCACGUCCGUGGAUCCUCCCCGUCCUCUCUGCCCCGCCCCUUUUGUUUCAACCCUUAUUUUCUAUUAAAAGGAGAAAAAAACAUUGACAAAAGCACUUUAUGUAUCUGUCUCCCUCCCCACCCCUGUCCGCCUCACCCUCCCUCCCCCUUCUGUAGAGCAUCUCGCCUGCUGGCAAAAGCAGGACUUCAGUUUGUCUCUCAUGUCCCCUGAUGUGAAUGGAAAAAUAUUCAAACAUUGAUGCGUGGAUUUCUAAAUACAAAUAAAGAUUGAUAUGAAGUUCCUGGCUUCGAC